AUGGCACAGGGGUCCGAACCAAAGCCCAACGGCACAGCGCCGUCAAGCUUCCAAUCUGCCAACCAAGAAAUUGACUACGAUGUCUUGAUAGUUGGUGGCGGCCUCAGCGGCAUUUUCUCACUGUAUCGUGUGCGAGAACUCGGGUUGAGAGUCAAAGUUCUUGAAGCUGGUUCUGCUGAAGGAGGCACUUGGUUUUGGAACCGAUAUCCAGGAGCUCGAUUUGAUUCAGAGAGCUAUUCCUACAUCUUCUCCUUCUCUCAAGAAGUGCUGGAUGAAUGGGACUGGACUGAGCAUUUCUCACCUCAGGCGGAGACUUUACGCUACAUCCAGUUUCUCACCAAAAAGUUCGACCUGAAAAAGGACAUGCAAUUCAAUACGCGUAUCCAGUCAGCUCGCUUCCAGGAAGAUUCCAGGUCUUGGCUUUUGACCGAUGGAAAUGGGGCCACUUACACCUGCCGUUACCUGGUGACAGCUAUGGGUAUUCUCAACGAACCCACUCUGCCAAACAUUCCCGGAGUUCACGACUACAAGGGAGAGGCAUGGCAUACAGCCCGAUGGCCUGGAGAUGGCGCCAGUCUCGAAGGCAAGCGCGUGGCAAUCAUCGGCACAGGCGCAACUGCUAUCCAGAUAAUCCAGGGAAUUGUCAAGACAGUUGGCUCUCUGACUGUGUUUCAACGAACUCCCAAUUGGACUGCACCACUACGAAACACAAAAAUCAGUCCAGAGGAGAUGGCCGAUAUUCGAAGGCGGUAUCCUGAGAUCUUCCGGCAGUGCCUGGACUCUCACUCGUGUUUCAUACAUAUUGGUGACACGAGAAGUGUUUUUGACAUGGAAGAGAAAGAGCGCCUGGAGCAUUGGGAGGAACUUUAUGCACAGCCUGGAUUCGCCAAGGUGCUCGGUAUCUCGGGCGACAUUUAUACCAACCGGGAAGCGAAUAAACUUUACAGCGAUUUCCACGCAUACAAAAUCCGCCAACGCGUCAACGACCCCAAAGUUGCCGAGAAGCUCAUUCCGAAGAAUCACGGUUUCGGUACUCGCCGGGUCCCGCUUGAAAAUGGAUACUACGAGGCAUUCAACAGAUCGAAUGUCCACUUGGUUGACAUUACGGAAACUCCAAUUGAUCACAUCACCGAAAAGGGUAUCAAGACGAGCGAGGAAGACUUUGAAUUCGAUGCCAUCAUCUACGCGACAGGAUUCGACGCCAUCACUGGUUCGUUCCGAGCGGUGGACUUUCAGGGUAUCGGGGGCACACAGCUUACAGAUGUUUGGAGCGAGGGCAUUCAGACCUUCCUUGGCUUGACUGUCAAGGGGUUCCCCAACAUGUUCAUGGUCAUGGGACCGCACCAGAUGUUUGGAAACAUCCCCCGAAGCAUCGAGUACGCUGUAGAGUGGGUGGCAGACUUCAUCCGGUAUGCUCGAGACAAUAACAUCACAUCUGUCGAGGCUACAGAUGAAGGCAUGCGCAUGUGGACAGAUCAUGUAUGGAAAUGCGGAGAAGGUCUUCUGGCCAACGAGGUGGACUCUUGGAUGACGGGUGUAAACAAAAACCUGGCUCACAAGCAGAAAAGAUCCAUGACGCGGUACAAUGGACCUGCACCUGGGUAUAGAAAGCGGUGCGAUGAGGUGAAGGCCAGGAAUUAUUCCGACUUUGUGCUUGGAUAA
Molecule: messenger RNA, 1662 nt
Organism: Colletotrichum phormii
Lineage: Eukaryota; Fungi; Ascomycota; Sordariomycetes; Glomerellales; Glomerellaceae
Product: phenylacetone monooxygenase
Exons: 2
Coding region: 1-1662 (553 amino acids)
Molecular function (GO): N,N-dimethylaniline monooxygenase activity; NADP binding; flavin adenine dinucleotide binding
Source: RefSeq, a predicted model, not a curated record